CUUUCCCUCUUUGUAUAUAUAUAUAUCAGUCGGCAAUCACAUAAACUCUCUGCACAUUCUAAGAAUCAACCAUGAACAACUUGCAAGAACGCUUUUUCGAAGUCGAAAUAGAAGCUGAAAAACUCUUACUCGCAAGGCAUCAGUUGGUAGAGAACGAUAGAUUGAGGAACGCAAAUCGCGAAGCACUGACGGCUCUCAGAAAGAGGGCUCGCACCACCACGACGAGCGUUCCUUCUCCUUUCGAGUCGAUUAUGAGAGAGAUUGAAGGCUCUGUAUCGACUCCUUUAGUGAAAGAAGUUUGCUCAACUUGCGGCAAUCAUGAUUCAAUGGAGAAGACUUGGUUGAUGUUUCCUGGAACUGAUGUAUUUGCUAAAAUUCCAUUUCACGCUGCUCAUACUAUUCUAGACCAAGAUCAGUCGUGUCUGGACCUCGACUCAAGGAAAUUGCAAAGCAUUGUGAAAGAGAAAUCGUUCUUGAUCUCAGAUAAAGGUGCCAUUGCAGACAAGAUCAGCCCAGGUGUUUUCAAAUCUCUUGUUACCCUUACAGAUAAGCCAUAGUAGUAACAGAUAUUGCAGAUGUGAGUAUUAUUAUUAUCUACUCUUUGAGAUUUUCAUCCUUGAUUAUGAAAAAUUAACAAAACUUGAAAUUGGGUGUUGUUUUGUUCAUCAAAUCGAUAAAUCUCAUUGCCCAAACUUUAUUGUUACUUUCAGUUGUAUUAUCUCUUUUUUGUAAUUCAGUUUAUGCCUCCUUUCCUUCUUGGAAUGACAAUAUUGACUGAUCUAGAGGAAAUUGUUUCUCCCUUGUGUUUA
Messenger RNA from Impatiens glandulifera, 809 nucleotides. RefSeq lists its product as uncharacterized. The coding region runs from base 72 to 557 and encodes 161 amino acids. The transcript has 3 exons. Lineage: Eukaryota; Viridiplantae; Streptophyta; Magnoliopsida; Ericales; Balsaminaceae. The record is from RefSeq and is a predicted model, not a curated record.